Molecule: messenger RNA, 2237 nt
Organism: Eucalyptus grandis
Lineage: Eukaryota; Viridiplantae; Streptophyta; Magnoliopsida; Myrtales; Myrtaceae
Product: pyruvate decarboxylase 1
Exons: 5
Coding region: 78-2012 (644 amino acids)
Molecular function (GO): thiamine pyrophosphate binding; magnesium ion binding; carboxy-lyase activity
Source: RefSeq, a predicted model, not a curated record
UUUUUAAGGGAAGCAGGCAUUCCCUUCUUCUAACUUGGGGGACGAUCUUUCCACUGGCAGCAGUAGUUGCUACUGAGAUGGCAACGUCGUUGUUAAGCGCGCCUUUUUCCCAUUGGAUCACGGACUCAAGCCGACCCUAUCGGAAAACCAACCACCUGAUCACGAAGUCAGCGAAGAUUCAUAGUGCAAUAAACCGGGACGCCCGUGUUGGCUCGCUGGAGACGAGCACGCUCCCGUCCAAGGUGGCCCGGCCCCAAAAUGGCGUCGCCUCCAUCGUCCAGCCCUCCUACUCCAUCGCGGCCCUUGGCCCCUCAGAGGCCACCCUCGGCUGCCAUCUGGCUCGCCGGCUCGUUGAGAUUGGCGUGGGUGACGUGUUCUCUGUCCCGGGGGACUUCAACCUAUCGCUUCUCGAUCACUUUGUCACCGAGCCGGGCCUCAACCUCAUCGGCUGCUGCAAUGAGCUGAACGCCGGGUACGCUGCUGACGGCUAUGCCCGGUCCCGAGGUGUGGGCGCCUGUGUGGUGACGUUCACCGUGGGCGGGCUCAGCGUCAUAAAUGCGAUAGCGGGCGCAUACAGCGAGAACCUGCCGCUUAUCUGCAUCGUCGGUGGGCCUAACUCCAACGACUACGGUAGAAACCAGGUCCUCCAUCACACCAUCGGCUUGCCCGAUUUCACCCAAGAACUGCGGUGUUUUCAGACUGUCACUUGCCAUCAGGCGGUGGUGAAUAACCUUGAAGAUGCACAAGAGCAAAUCGACACUGCAAUCUUUACGGCACUGAAAGAGAGCAAGCCUGUGUACAUCAGCAUCAGCUGUAACUUAACUUCGAUCCCUCACCCUACUUUCAGCCGCAAGCCCAUCACCUUUUCGCUCUCUCCCAGGUUGAGCGAUCAAAUGGUUUUGGAGGCUGCGGUGGAGGCAGCUGCCGAGUUCCUGAACAAGGCGGUGAAGCCCGUCAUGGUUGCCGGGCCCAAUCUCCGCAUCGCAAAGGCAUGCGAUACCUUUGCCGAAUUGGCCGAUGCCUCUGGUUAUGCCCACGCAGUGAUGGCCUCUGCCAAAGGUCUUGUCUCCACCGAGCACCACGCCCACUUCAUCGGGACGUACUGGGGUACAGUGAGCACCGCAUUCUGCGCUGAGAUCGUGGAGUCUGCCGAUGCGUACUUGUUCGCAGGGCCCAUCUUCAAUGACCUUAGCUCCGUUGGUUACUCCCUCCUUAUCAAGAAGGAGAAGGCGAUCAUAGUGCAGCCCGAUCGGGUCGUGAUCGGGAACGGCCCCACCUUUGGGUUUGUCGAGAUGAAUGAUUUCCUCAAGGCACUUGCCAAGCGACUUAACCGCAACACAACGGCUUAUGAGAACUACCACCGAAUAUACGUUCCUGACGGGCGUCCUCUCAAGCGUGACCCUAAGGAGCCACUAAGGGUCAAUGUUCUGUUCCAACAUAUUCAGAACAUGCUGUCGAGCAAAACUACUGCGAUCGUCGAGGCAGGAGAUAUUUGGUUCAAUUGCCAGAAACUUAAAUUGCCCAGCGGUUGUGGUUACGAGCACCAAAUGCAGUAUGCAUCGAUUGGUUGGUCCGUCGGAGCGACUCUUGGAUACGCAGCGGGUGCACCUAAUAAGCGAGUAAUUGCUUGCAUUGGCGAUGGGAGCUUCCAGAUGACUGCUCAGGAUGUCUCGACAAUGCUGCGAUGCGGACAGAACAGCAUCAUCUUCCUGAUAAACAACGGCGGAUACACAACUGAGGCCGGGAUUCACAACGGACCCUACAACGUAAUCAAGAACUGGAGCUACACCGGUUUGGUGGAUGCCAUCCACAACGGGGAGGGCAAGUGCUGGACAGCGAAGGUCUGUUGCGAGGAGGAACUCGCUAAGGCGAUCGAGACUGCGACCGGGCCCCAGAAAGAUUGCUUGUGCUUCAUCGAGGUGAUUGUGAACAGGGAGGACGGGAGCAAAGAGUUGCUCCCAUUUAGCUCCAGAUUAGCAGCUGCCAAUAGCCGUGCGCCCGUUCCUCGCUGAACCAUUGGAUCUCCUUCUAUGCUUGCACUGGAAAAUUGCCCUGUUAUUUAUUAUCAUGGAUUUUCACAUUUUCCAGUUGGUAAUGUUAUCUUCGUGAUCCAAGUUGGUUCUUCAGAUUAUCUUUUAUCCUCUCUUGGCAUUAAUUCCCAAAAAAAUCAGUAGUGCUGUUUCAGCCUCUGAAAUUUUGGGAUGCAUUGAUAGAAAGUUCAUCAGUAUUUGGCGUCA